AUGUUUUCUAAACUUGGAAAAAACGGUGGAAGAUUAAGCAAACGCUUUGUCAGAUACAACUCCAGUAUCAACCGAAAUAACUCCAAAAACCCAUUGCUAGCUUAUACGUUUGCUGCAAUUGGGUUUCUGGGAGCAGGGUAUUUUAUUGGGAAGGCAUUGCUGAAAGAGCCUUUGCCAACAUCCUCAGACCGAUCUACUUCCCCACUAUCAACAUUGCUGUCCCCACAAUAUGCCAAUGAAAAAGAUUUCGAAGCUGGAUUAUUGAAAAUUGUUGAAAUUGUUGGUCACGAAAAUGCAUCUUUUGAUAAAGAUGUUUUAUUGGCACAAAACGAUUCCUUUUAUUCCACUCACCAUCCCCCAAAUCCUGAUGUUCAAAAACCCAGUGCUGUAAUUUAUCCAACUUCCACUGAACAGGUAUCAGAAAUUAUGAAAGUUGCCCACCAAUACCGAAUUCCUAUUGUGGCCAAUUCUGGAUUAACUUCCUUAGAAGGUCAAAAUAUCCAUACUAGGGGCCCUUAUAGUAUUUCAUUAUCAUUCCAAAAUAUGAAUCAAAUUGUGGCGUUCCAUCCUGAUGACUUGGACAUUGUUGUUCAGCCGGGUGUUGGUUGGCAAGAAUUGGAUGAUUUUUUGUUGGGUGAUCCAAAGGGGAAAAAUUUGAAAUUUGGUCCGGAUCCUGGAAUAGGAGCUAACAUUGGUGGUAUGGUAGGCACUAGUGCUUCAGGUACUAAUGCUUUUAAAUAUGGUACUAUGAAAGAAAAUGUCGUCAAUUUAACAGUUGUGUUGGCUGAUGGAACCAUUAUCAAGACGAGACAAAGGCCGAGAAAAUCAAGUGCUGGCUAUCAUUUAACAAGAUUAUUCAUUGGAAGCGAAGGUACCUUGGGUAUUGUGACUGAAAUCACCCUCAAAUUGCAUGUUCGUCCUAGAUACGAGUUUAUCACUGUAGCUGCGUUCCCGUCGAUCAAAGAUGCGGCUUCAGCUGCUGAAACCAUUAUUGCUCAAGGGAUUCAACCCAAUGCUAUGGAAAUUUUGAAUGAGACAAUGAUGUCAUUUGUUAAUGAAACUUCAGAUGGGGAUAAGCAAAACUUGGAAACACCAACUUUGUUUUUCAAGUUGGGUGGGCCAACAUUAGAAUCAACUGAAGAGCAGGCGAAUUUGGUUGAUGAGAUUGCCAAAAAGAAUAACGUCAUGAAGUUACAACGAAGCACUAAUGAUGAAGAAAACGCUGAGCUUUGGGCUGCUAGAAGAAAUGGGCUUUGGUCUACUUUUCAAUAUGGAUCAAAAGUUUUAAAAGACAAAGACGAUGUCCAGGUUUGGACCACUGAUGUUGCCGUACCAAUUUCGAAAUUGUCGCUUGUAAUUUCCGAGAUCAAUGAUUAUUUGAUAGAAAAGGGGUUCAAGGAUAGGUUUUCUGUAAUGGGGCAUAUCGGAGAUGGGAACUGCCAUUUCAUUAUUUUGUACAAUUCUCCAGAUUAUGAUAAAGUGCAUCAUGUCGUUGAUCAUAUGGUUGAACGCGCUUUGAGCCACGAUGGAACAUGCACUGGAGAGCAUGGUGUUGGUGUUGGAAAACGGAAAUAUUUGCCACUAGAGUUGGGUGUCGAAGCAAUUGACACUAUGAGACAAAUCAAACUUGCAUUAGACCCACGUCGUAUUUUGAAUCCUGACAAAAUCUUCAAAAUUGAUCCAGAAGAAAAUUUGGAUGAACAGUUGGAUCAAGGAUCGGUUAAAGUGAAACCCAAUUGCAUGCAUAACCAUUAG
Candida albicans SC5314 is the source of this 1755-nucleotide messenger RNA. RefSeq names its product Dld1p (gene DLD1). Gene Ontology annotation, cellular component: mitochondrion. Gene Ontology annotation, biological process: lactate catabolic process. The coding region runs from base 1 to 1755 and encodes 584 amino acids. Gene Ontology annotation, molecular function: FAD binding; D-lactate dehydrogenase (cytochrome) activity; D-lactate dehydrogenase (NAD+) activity. The record is from RefSeq and is a predicted model, not a curated record. NCBI's taxonomy places the organism in Eukaryota, Fungi, Ascomycota, Pichiomycetes, Serinales, Debaryomycetaceae. The transcript has a single exon.